This is a messenger RNA of Thermothielavioides terrestris NRRL 8126, 1036 nucleotides long. RefSeq lists its product as uncharacterized. The coding region runs from base 123 to 806 and encodes 227 amino acids. The record is from RefSeq and is a predicted model, not a curated record. NCBI's taxonomy places the organism in Eukaryota, Fungi, Ascomycota, Sordariomycetes, Sordariales, Chaetomiaceae. The transcript is spliced from 3 exons.
UGAGAAGUCGGUGUCCCUUGUAGCUGCGACUGACUGGUCGAGAACCUGCUCAUUGCCGUUGCCAGUCGGUAUUCGAUCAUAUCCCAACCAUCACAUUCUCAGGAGGCCCGGACACCAUCGCCAUGGGCUUGCAAGGACUCAUCGCUGUCGGCGUCCCGCCGCAGCCUUUCUGGCUGCUCUACAUCAAGGGCGCCAUCGUGUUGCUGUCGAUUAUCGUCCUCGCCCUCGGCGCCUAUACCGAGUCGCUCUUCAACGACUACCUGGUUAGCAGCGGCCCUGCCGGGAUGGACAUCUUCAUCGCCAUCUUCAGCUUCCUCAUCUACGGCGCUGCGGCCUCGCUCGAGAUCUGGGCGCCCCAGUACUUCUUCCGUAUCAGCGCGCUCAUCAGCUACAUCCUCAAUGUCAUCUUCUGGCUGGUCGCCUGGGCCUGGUCUGCGAGCGCCGCCGCGACUUGGCUCAACUACACCGACAUUUUUGGUGACAAGAUCGUCCUCCCGUUCGGCCGCCCCAUCGCCGGCUGUGCCGGUAUCGGCGCCCUGGCCUGGGUCCUUGCAAUUGUGCACCUCGCCUUCUUCAUCCGCGCCUGCGUCAUCGAAAACACCGGCGCUGGCCAGGCUGAGCUCGGCCAGGUCAAGCCCGGCCCGGUCCCGCCCCAGCAGUACCCUGUCCAGCAGCAGCCCUACCCUGCGCAGCAGCCAUACCCCGUGCAACAGCCAUACCCUGCGCAGCAGCCCUACCCUGCGCAGCAACCAUACCCUGUGCAACAGCAGCAGUAUCCGGCUCAGCAACCGUAUGGGACCCAGUAAACGGUUUAUCAUGGGGUGGAAGUUGAGGGCGUCUUCUUGUGUUUUGGUUGUCACUGUGUGCGUGGUAUGGAUUUUGGGAUUGAUACCUCGGGGGGCAAGGGCUUUCCUUCGGCUUGUCUAGAUGCUAGGUGCACGGUUGGAGCAGUAAUGAGUGGGCUGUGGCCGGUUUUAUCAUCUCUCCUAGUACCGUUGUCCUCGAUAUGCGAUACCAUUGAUGCAAUUUUGGAUUC